UGCGCUAAGUUGGCAGAAGCACUUGGGACGUUCGACCAACACAGCCUCCAGUCACCAGGAGUCCAAGAUUGGUUUGUGUGUCUGCGUGCGGAGUUCUCGCCUUGUGAACGGGACGGUCCGACCUCCAUCUAUUCCGUCCCAUACGGGAGCAUUCAAUGUGUUCAAGCUUCCUGCACAGCUAGUGGAUAGAGACGGGAGAGAAAAAAAGAGGUAGUAGGAAAGGUGGUGUAAGUUUUCACCAGCUGUCUUGUGAGACGCAGUGAAAUCUACUCCGGUGAAGAGCUUCUGCGUGGGACGGGUGGCGUGGUUCUCGUCCGGAAGAAGCGGGAACACUGGUGGAUUUCUACUUCAGUAACAUGUACGACAUGUGAUAUGCCCCUGCGACGUCUCUUCGGAGGCGGCGAGCAGCCUUUUAGGAUCGCCAAGCAGACUUCGCUCCCAUUGGUGCUCCGACUGAACUGCCUCCUGGUAACCUUCCUGCUCGCACAUUACCACAGCACCGGCGCUGAGAAGGUCGUCUGUCCGCCUUGGGAACAAAGUCCCUGGUGCCCCUGCUACCACUUCGAAGAUGGUGUCUUCCUCGAGUGCCCCUCAACAAGCCCCGAACAAAUACGCGCCACCCUGGCGGAGAUUCACAGCCCCAUCAAGUCGCUCAGCAUCUACCAUCUCUCUGGCAACUUCACAAUUUUGCCCGAUGGUUUUUUCCUCAAUCGAUCUAUCUCACAUCUUCACAUCUCGUACACCGAGAUCGAGACUAUCGAAAGCGAAGCCUUCGUUGGACUCGAAGACGUUCUGGAGGCUUUAUCGAUUACAAACAGCAAACUCAAAGAAGUGCCUCAAGCAGCACUGAAGAACCUGAAGGCACUUCGUUCUUUAGACCUGGAUUCAAACGCGAUUUCUGACAUCGAAGGAUACGCCUUCUACGGAUUGCAACUGUCCAGUUUGCAGCUUCCAAAUAACAACAUCGCAACUAUCACCGAGUAUGCGUUUGGCGGACUAGAAAAUAGCUUAGAAGAUCUAAACCUAAUCAAUAACAAACAGAAAGUGUUCCCGCUUAAUGCACUAAAAAGAUUGAGAACGCUGAAGACGCUUAAGUUGGUUUGGAACGAAAUUGAAGAGAUUCCGGACGAUGGAUACACCAGGUUCACGGCGCUGCAACGGAUAGACUUAAGUUCAAAUCAUAUUCGCGAAUUAAACGACCGUAGCUUUGUAACUAUGCCACGACUCAACUCCUUGUCGCUUUACAUGAACUACCUAAGUGACCUAGAUGAUUCGUCGUUCAUACAUCUUCAAGAACUUGAGGCGCUAGAUCUUAGUCACAACACGAUCCUCUCGCUGAGCCGCCGGGUGUUUGCGCCGCUAAGAAAACUACGUACUGUUGAGCUCAGCUUUAACCACCUACACAGCAUCGAAAGAGGGACGUUUCAGAACAUGACUCUUCUACGCGAAGUCCUGCUCUCCAACAACAACAUCUUACGUAUCACCAAUGAAACAUUCAUGAAUUCCACUCAGAUAUCAGUGCUGUUUCUGCAGAACAAUGCAAUCACGCAGAUAGAAAUUGCUGCUUUCUAUUCCCUCCACCAUCUGUACCAGUUGCAGCUCUCGUUCAACCAGUUACGUACAAUUCACCCUACGUUGUUCAAGAACAACCGAGAAUUACGAUCCUUGUCGCUAGACAACAAUCUCAUCGCUGACCUUCAUCCAGGAACUUUCCAGGAACUAGUGGAACUGAGAGACCUGCGCCUGCAAAAUAAUCUCCUGAAACGUGUUCGAAAAGGUGUUUUUUACUCUCUGCCUAACCUUCAAGAGCUGCACCUACAAAACAACCGCAUCGAAGCCAUAGAAAAUGAAGCACUGCAAAGUUUAGCGAACUUACAGCACCUCAAUCUGCAAGGGAACAACCUGAGAGACAUUGGCGAUGUGCUGAGCAGGUAUCCCUCAAGUCUACGGUCACUUCUCCUGAGCCACAAUCAGAUUAGCAACAUGCAUACAGACAGUAUGAGUGGACUCAACAAAAUGGAGAUACUAUGGUUGAACUGGAACAAGCUGAAAACACUCAAGAAGGAGAUAUUUCGGGACCUAAUCGAGGUGCAGAAGCUGUACUUAGACCACAAUGAAAUUACUUCUAUCGAAGAAGGAGUAUUUGACAGGAUGGUGAAACUGACGUCUCUAAACCUCGAGCACAAUAAUCUGAACCACGUCAGCACGGACAUGUUCAGAGGGGUUGAAAAACUCGAAGAAUUAUACCUCUCUCACAACCAUAUCAUGGACAUCGAACCACAAACAUUUCAGUCAUUGAAGAGCUUGAAAAUAUUGCACAUGUCUCACAACCAGAUAUAUGUUAUCCGGAAAUAUAUGUUCGAAGGUCAAAUCCCUCUGCAAGAACUUGUGCUUUCGGGAGUCAUGGCUGAAGACGUUGAAGCAGGAUCUUUUCUGGAACUUUCUGGACUCGUUACUUUGGAUAUCAGCAAUAACAAAUUGAGUAGCGCAAGAGUAGACUUCCUUUUUCUUCCGAGCGUGAAACACCUGGAUAUAUCUGGGAACAACCUCACCUCUGUUCACGACAACAUAUUUUACGGCCUGUCCUCGCUGCAGACCCUCAAUGUCGAAAACACGGGCAUCGGUCCUCUUACGCGCAAGCUGUUUGAGCCCCUUACAGAGCUGAAAACGCUGAACCUCAACGGCAACCACGUGAGACAACUAGAUGGAAAAUCGUUCGCUACCAUAAGCCUCGUAAAAGAACUGAAACUCGAUAGCAACGACGUCGAAUUCGUUCCGUCUGCAGCAACAGAGCAACUUUCUAAUCUUGAGCACCUUUCACUGUGCCAGAACAAAAUUAAGGUUGUCCACAGUAAGGCAUUCAGGAAGAACGGCGCCCUGGUGAGCUUGCAUUUUACCAAUAAUUCCAUUGCAUCAAUAGUCAACGACGCAUUUUUCAACUUGACCAAAUUGAAGCAACUCAGCCUCGCAAAUAAUUCCUUGACAUCACUUCCCAUCGACGCCCUCUCUUUUUUAGGGUCUCUGGAGUCAUUGUCGCUUGAAGGCAAUAAACUGACGUACAUUCCCAAUGCAGUUUUCACGCCUCGCAUUAACAAACUAAAGACUCUGAACCUGAAUCGGAACCCCCUCAUUCGAGUCCGCGAAGACUUCACAAUAGAGGGUACACUUCCGUCUCUCGAGCAACUGGAGAUUCGUCAUGGAAAUAUUUCUAUCAUUGCUUCAAACGAUUUCGUCGGUUUUCCCAACUUACAAUCGCUGUCGUUGCGCCACAACAGCAUUGUCAAGGUUUCGCCAGGAGCAUUCAUACCACUUCGACGUCUUGCGUCCCUCGAUCUUGGCUACAACUCCAUUGAUAUUCUACCCUCUGAGAGAUUUCAAGGCAUAUCGGAGCUCAAAGUCAUCAACUUGACCAACAACCAUAUUUCCGAAUUACCACGAUUUGGACCGGAUUUACAACACUUGGAGAAGCUUGAUCUCUCGUUCAAUAAACUCACGCGCCUGCACGAGGGAGUGUUCAGCAAAGUGCACUCUGUGAAGUACCUGUCGUUCGCAAACAAUUACAUUUCCUGGGUACACGUGAAUGCAUUCCAGAAUCUAAGCUCUCUUGCUGAGCUUGACCUGCGCAGCAACAAACUGGCAUACCUCACCAGCACCGUGUUUCGACCCAUCGAGGUUCGCUUGGCGAAACUGGGACUCACAGGCAACCCAUUCCACUGCGACUGCCGCCUGCUGGGCCUAUGGGAGUGGCUACAAGACCACCCGCGGUUAUCCUCGCCCGACCCGCUGUGUUCGCAGCCGGAGAAGCUGGCAUCGCAGUCCAUUGGCUCCCUGCACCCCGUGGAUUUCUGCCCCGCGCCUCUCAUGACCUCUGCCGAGGUGCGCCUUCUCGACCACAAUCGUCUCUCUGUGUACUGGGACGUCCAGAACGGCACGCUCAUAGGAGGGUUCUUGGUCACGUACCACGCCACAUCGGAACCGGCUCCCGCGGCCGGUGCCUCGCUAGAGCCCACCGUGCGUCGCUACGACAUCGAUGGCCUCCAGGCAGAAACGUGGUACACAAUUUGCGUCACAGCAACCGGCAAGUAUUUACGUAGCCUGGGUCGACCUACUCCGUAUACUACUGACGUCGAGAGGCCGUACGACUUGUCAACAACCAAUCGAAAGUGCCUGCAGGCUCGGACACUCGCGAAAACAGACAAAACCCGGAUUACGCUCUCUACUCUGGGGCUCAUCCUCGGUGGGAGCGUUAGCGCAGCCCUCGUGUUGACGCUGGCGAUACUCUUAACGGCGCUGAGAUUUCGAAGAAGGAAGCGAAGACGGCCUGCCAAAGCCAACGAGGUGCCACAGGAGUAUAUUUCCUACAGGCAUUUCUCUAUUCAGAGCAAUGAGGGGGUGUAUUCCUGACAAAGGGAGCAACGUUUGGCGCAGGGGGACAUCGUCAUUGAGUAGUGAAAGUAGUGGGGAUUUCAACACAUGUCCACAAAUAUCCUUACCCGACGAAAGUACUUUCACAGUUCACUACGGUGACGUUGUGCAUUCUGAGUGUGAUGCUAAAGUGACUACAGACGAAAGUGAUUGCUAUCGCGACCAGCCAUACGUCUGGACGACUUCGGGCGACGCUCCUGCUGUACUUGACAGUGAUCUACCGGAUCCACAUUGUGAAUUGUGACAACAUGUGUGCAUUUGUGGUCUCCGCUCCUUUGAAGACGUCGGUGACUUCACGGCUUUUAAGAUUGUCAUUCGUUAGACAAGAGUUGCAUUCAUUAACAUUCACUCUGAAAAUGCAUCUGCAUUUGUAGACGGGACAAAUGGUGGGUGCAAAGAAUAUACGCUGAAAGUGUGAAAUAACACAGCGUGCACAGAGCUCUUAGAUGGACUCUAACGUGCAUGAUGGGUUUGUUCUGGUAGAAACAGACAUCGCAUGGUUGUGCUUCUGGGUCGCCAAAAAAGAAAUCUCCUACUGCGUAUUUUCUACCUUUGUUUUCCGCAUAUCACAGUAGACUGCUAAGUAAGAAAAAAUAUAGCAUGCAACAAAUAUCCCCAUGUAAAAUCGUAAGCAAGUGUCUAAGAGGUCCAGUGAAGAACAGCAUGAAGUAAGAAAUGUACCAGAAAGAUGAAGGACGGUAAGACCGGUGAACACGUUAUGAUUUUGUUGAUACGAAGAAAUCUUUAUAGUAGCGUUCUCGUUUUUAUUUUGUCUCUUUUUUCUCGUUGUAAUUCGUUGUUACGCUUCUACUCAUUGUCAUUUGCGAUGUCGCCUGCGCGGCGCUGGGCUAUGCGUUGACCCGCAUGCAUCCAUUCUGGAAAGCUCUUAUUAGCACCGCGGUGCGUUGCAACUUUGGGACUUGCAUCGGACACGAUGGUGUUAUGAUGAACAGCAGACGUUAUUUAUAUCAAUGGAUUUGAACGCCCCUGUAUAUACCGUGUUCCUAAUGACAAACCAACGGAUGUGAAGUCGUGCACCUGUGUAACACUUUGUGUGGAUUUUGUUAUUUGUGUCACAAACAUACUGCAGUUUUGUGCCCCUCUCAUGUGUGAUCCACAUGUACAAUUUGCCUAAUUGCACAGUGCACAACCCUUCUUAAUUCCGUUAAAGUUAUUGCUUCGCGAGCUGUACCAGAAAGGAGGGAAAUCCGCGACGAGCUUCUGUUUUCACAUUAUGAUUAAUUGCAAAUGAAUCGUGCAACACAAAGGUAAUUUGCAUCUGUCCGUAGCAUUGAUAAUUAUGAUCGAGAUCUCUGCAAAAUCUUAGGAAAGUUUGUCCUCUUCAGAUGGCAUUAAAAUGGCGCACUGGCAGAAACCCACGUGACAUUAUCACGUUGCAAGAGGCACACAACUUCUUUGUACAUAUUACAGCUAGCUUCAUGCUGUUCACGUGUAUUUCUACACAUUCUCAUCUGUAAGCCAUAGGAGAUGAGGUCAUCGAGAUGUGAGUCAAAGAAUAAUUAUUUCUUACCACUGUGAGGGUGACCGUCUGAUGAAUGUGUUUUUGGUCGAGCACAACACGUUGGCGUAUGACGUGCUUUUUAAUGGGCACGACUCAUACCGUAUGAACUGCGAGGUUUGUAAAGUUCCAUUGAAUUUAGUUCGGGGGUUUUGAAUAAACUUGUUCUAUUUGUA
This is a messenger RNA of Ornithodoros turicata, 6120 nucleotides long. Its product is annotated as protein artichoke-like. Gene Ontology annotation, molecular function: protein binding. The coding region runs from base 373 to 4404 and encodes 1343 amino acids. The record is from RefSeq and is a predicted model, not a curated record. NCBI's taxonomy places the organism in Eukaryota, Metazoa, Arthropoda, Arachnida, Ixodida, Argasidae. Gene Ontology annotation, cellular component: plasma membrane. The transcript has 4 exons.